Messenger RNA from Rhodofomes roseus, 612 nucleotides. RefSeq lists its product as uncharacterized. The record is from RefSeq and is a predicted model, not a curated record. NCBI's taxonomy places the organism in Eukaryota, Fungi, Basidiomycota, Agaricomycetes, Polyporales, Fomitopsidaceae. The transcript is spliced from 3 exons. Bases 1 to 612 code for a protein of 203 amino acids.
AUGCGUCGCUCUGGUGCACCUCCGCGUCUUCACCGCCUGCCACAGCGUCUGGACUACACUUUGAUCCCGGCACCGCUGGACUUGGCCAAGCCCCUGGUGGACGAGAAAUCUCCCCUGCCGGCCAUCAUUGUCACUCCGUCAUCCCCUUCACACGAUGGGGACUUUGCCAUCGCGUUCUUGAUGCCUCCCCCCAAGCCCUCAACGUGGCAGCGAAUGGUCGACUCGCUCCCCACCAUUCCGCGUCUCCCGUCCCAAAUCCAGCUCCCGCCGUCUCCCAAGCCGGAGUACGAGCGCGUCGGGUCGUGCAAGACGCGUGCGCGUGCCACCGUACUGCUCUUGCUCCUGCUCUUCAUCAUGGUCUGUCAUGUCGUCAUGCAUGAGAUUGCCAAGGAUCGUCCGCGCAUGGAGUUCAGCAUGGUUCACGACACUGAGCUCGGUAUGCAUGACCAUAUGGCUACCGCAGGCGCCUCGGUUGACACACCUGCAAUGGACACCACGUCUCCCGCCUUCGGUGGGUGGUUCGAUCUGAACGCGCUCUGGGCACCCACAGUCGGCGAUUCGAAGCGGACCCCCGAUUUCGUUGUCAUCGAGGAAGGCACCGAGGCGCAAUGA